CAGUCCAGACCAGACCGACGAAGCAGUCUGGCAGGGUGGUCAAUACGGGGAGGUGUGCGCGUCACGAAAACGGAUAGAGCACGGAAGCUAAAAACGUGAUAAGCGGUUGUCAUGACGUUCGCGUGAGACUCGUGUACUGCGAAUCACUGGCCGAAAAAACAUGUCAAGUGAUAUUCGGUGCUCGAAUUGGCGAUGCAUCGUCGGUGGUGUGACGGUGCAGUGCAAAUUGGUGCUGGUUUUGGUGCUGCUCGCGAUUCUACCUGACGUGUACACCGAGAGCCAUGGACCGUCCCCGGAUUUCAGCAGACACACGCUGGUUAGACCGCGGAUAUACCACGGAAGGACCAAGCGACAAAUCUCGUCCACCAAAGAAAGCGAUAUCGAACACGCGGACCUGUUAACGGUAGGCUUCGAGUUGGACGGAGUAAAACGAGUCCUGGAUCUCAGGUUGAAUACCGAUCUACUUCCGGUUGGUUAUCAACAGCGUUAUCAACAUCGCGGCACCUAUAAACUGCACAACCCAUCGAAAAAUGAGCUCUGCCACUAUCAAGGCAGCGUUCGAGACGUUCCUGGCUCUUGGGUAGCAUUGUCCACUUGCAAAGGGCUGCGAGGCGUCGUUUUCGACGGAGAGAACCUUCACCACAUUCAUCCGGAGAAAGAAUCCCUGGAUUCGGACCAUUACGUCUACAGGCACAAGGACCUGGUCGCCAAUCACACUUGUGGUUACGAAGGAACGCCGCACCAUGUUCUCCAGCAGGAACAUCGCAGGAACGUCAACAGAGUUACCAGGCACAAGAGAGCGACCGAAGUGAUUCGAGGACCCUACAACGCGAAUAGACAUUCCCGAUACGUGGAGCUGGUGAUGGUGAUCGAUAAGAAGGAGUACAUCGCUCUCGAAGAGAACUUGGACAAGGUGUAUCAACAUUGCAAGGACAUUGCAAACAUCAUCAAUGCCUUGUACAUGCCGCUGAACAUAUUCGUCGCUCUGGUCGGCGUACAAGUUUGGACGGACACGGACGAAAUUACUCUGUCUCCGAACGGGGACACCACCCUCUCGAAUUUCCUUCGUUACAGAAGAGAGAAGUUAGUCCAAGACAUGCCUAACGACAACGCUCAACUGUUAACGAGAAUCACUUUCGAGGGAGGCGUGGUAGGUAAAGCGCUUAAGGGACCAAUAUGUACAUACGAAUUCUCCGGUGGCGUCUCAAUGGAUCACUCGAACGUCGUUGGAUUAGUAGCGGCUACCGUGGCUCACGAAAUGGGUCACAAUUUCGGCAUGGAACACGAUUCAGCCGAUUGCGAAUGCCCCGAAGAGAAAUGCAUCAUGGCAUCGUCGAGCGGCUCGUCAGGACCGACGCACUGGUCGACGUGUUCCCUGGAACAUCUAGCGUUCGCGUUCGAACACGGCAUGGAUUACUGCCUGAGGAACAAACCGCAAAAGCUUUUCGACAGUCCGAUUUGCGGCAACGGAUUCGUCGAGCCCGGGGAGCAGUGCGACUGCGGAUUGAAAGAGAACUGCGACAAUCCUUGUUGCAACGUGACCACUUGCAUGUUGCAUGGUAACGCCAGCUGCGCCACCGGAGAAUGUUGCGAUUUGAAAACGUGUCGACCGAAGACCGCCGGCACAGAAUGCAGAAGCGCGGAACACGAGUGCGACUUGCCGGAAUAUUGCACCGGACAGAGCGAAUACUGUCCGGUGGACGUGUUCAAGAUGGACGGGGAGUCGUGCAGUAUGGGCAAAGCGUUUUGCUACCAAGGCUCUUGCAGGACGCACAACGAUCAAUGCAAGCUACUGUGGGGUCCCACAGGUUCCUCGUCCGACGACCAGUGCUACGACAUGAACAACAGGGGCACGAAACACGGAAACUGCGGCUACAAUCGCGUUGAAUCCAGCUACGUGAAAUGCACCGACGAAAAUCUUCUCUGCGGAAUGCUGCACUGCAAACAUCUGAACGAGAGGCUGGAAUUUGGUAUGGAGUCCGUCGCGAUAUUGAGUCAUUCGUUCAUCAACAACGGGGGAAAGAUAAUACCGUGUCGGUCGGCUAUCGUGGAUCUGGGAUUGAACCAGGUGGAUCCUGGUCUUGCUCCGGACGGCGCAAAGUGUGCACCUGGAAAGAUGUGCGUGAAUCAGAAGUGCAUGACGGUCGCCGAUCUGCGCGCAUCCGUGUCCGGAGGGAAAGCGUGUCCCAAUGAUUGCGGGGGCAACGGCGUGUGCAACAGUCUCGGCCACUGUCACUGCAAUCGUGGCUUCCGGCCACCCGAUUGCACUCAACCUGGCGUUGGUGGUUCCGAGGACAGCGGUCCCGCCGAGGAUCCAAACGCGAGAAACGAUGUCAUAAUGGCUCUGUACAUUAUCUUCUUGGGCAUCGUUCCGAUGAUCGCCCUGUCCUCUUUCGGCGUUUGGUACGUGAAGAACCCUGGCCAGCACUGGAAGAAAGGCAUGAUGUCAACGACCGAUCGUGGCCACAACGGAUUGUCCAUCAAAACGAUCGAUCGUUCCAGUCCUUUGCCUCGUAGCAUCGAAACGAUCGAUUCUAGUCUGAGUCAAGAUCCAGCGUGCGCGAGUUUGUUGCCGAAAGCCGAACCAGACAAGACUUACAACAAUAAUCUGUUCGGUCAAUUCAAAGGUUUCACGAUCACUCCGAUCAAGAGUCAGCCAAAAAGUCCCGAACCGAUUAAACCGGCACCACCUCCGCCUACGAUCCCGACCGUAGCCAUCAAGACCAACAUCAAGGCUCUCCCGAAAAAUAAUCCCUCGAGAAACUCUUUGUUAAACGCGACGUCCAGCUUCAACGAGGCAUCCGUCGCACCGACUUUGCCACCGUUGAAUCCAGGCUGUACAGCACGACCUCUGAUCAGUAGUCCGGUGUUGGCAGCGACUACGUGUACCUCCGUGGAGCUGGUAACUCCCAAAAGCUCCAACAGAUCGAUGGUGGAUGGACCCACCAGGCCAGCACCGGCUCCGCCUGUUCCCAGCGAAAUCCAGAAAUCUCCAAGACCCAACAGCACGCCCUUGGCGAACGUGCUGGUGCCUGAACAUCUCGAAAAGAAACCCGACAAAAGUGGCACCCUCAACAGGUUAGCCUCGAUACUUCGACCAAACUCCGGCAUCAUAAAGAUGGGACUGCAAGCGUCGCAAAGGGACGAGAAGAACACGAAUUCUUUGCCCAGAACGCAACACCUUAAAGCGAACAAGGUGAUCGACAAGGAAAUCCUGAGAAAUUUGGAGAUCUCUAAUCCCAUUCCUCAGAAGGAGAUCGAGAUACCCACCCCAGCCAUAUCGGUGAUCCCUGCCGCUGACUCGGACAAGAAGAACGUGGUGCUGCGAGCGCAGUCCAUGAGAGACAGCAAAGUUACACCCAGACCUACGAUUCAAACUUUUGGCUCCAUGCGACAGACAACACCCGUGAAGAGACCUACCAGCAUUCCUGCGAGCACCAGGCCCACUGCUCCUCCUCCAGGACCUCCUACCUCGACGAUCGUCUCGGACAAGAUCAACGAGACUGGAAAGAUCCCUGGACUGCCUGGCUACCAAACUCCGCAGGUGAAGAACGCGCAGAAGAUGGUGGACAACGCUUACGACGACUGCAUGAAUCUGGUCUCCGAUUCCUCUUUGUCGAAGAUUACCGAAGAAUCGCCGACGAACGAUAACAUUUACGCCAUUAUAGAGGAGGCUGUGCCCGAAAAGAGCCGGAAAAAUCCGGAAUUGGAGAAACUAAUCGACAACGAGUACAAGCAACCGAAACGAGUGGAAACAACGGCCAACUCUGCAGGCUUAGAGUCUAUGGGUCUGUUGUCGGAGAUCGUCUCGGAGAUAUCGAAUCGUAACUUCGAUUCCAUAUACUCGAGCGCCACCUUGAGGAAGGGGCAAGAGAACGGUGAUAACUCGAAAAACUCGGAAGAUUUAGGUUCCAACAGUUCCUUGGGCGCCUACGUGAACUCGAAUCACUACAAAUCACCGGGUAGCAUUUAUUCGAAUUCCGCGUCCGGCAAAUUCAAUUCUUCCAGUUCGACGACGAGUUCGGGUUACCUGAAUCCUUCGGCGUUGAACGUGCCGCAACAGCAGUCCAACAAGGCCGCGACGGCAACGAAACCGCCGAAUAAAAUUCAGAAACCGACGUCUCUCGGUUCGACGAAUCCGAACUUGAACGACGAGAUAUCUAAAGAGCUAGGUAUGAAGCCAGCGGAGGAGACCGUGCCUCGUAAACCGCUGGCACCGUUGAAAAUUCGAAGCGUUCAGCGAACUACGUCGAACUCGAAGUCCGAGGAGGACACGGUAGACGGUAAGGAACCGUUGAAACUACCUCUUGGAAGAACGAAAACGCCGCCGCAUAUCGCGAAAAACUCGAAAGAGACUAGGCAAAGCGUGGACGCUGCGUCAAGAUCUAAGCAAUAUUCUGAAAGCGGAUCCAAGGGGUCUAAGCUGAGCUCGAAUUCGGAUACGAUAGGUCAGGAUUCUGAGGCGAGAAGAAAAAGCAACGGUAACUUGGACAGACAGGAUUCCCACAAUAAAUUAUCCACGAAAACUGUGCCUUGUAGUCCUAAGGAUAACGGGGGAAGAUUGAACAGUCCCGACUUAGUGUCCAGCUGUUCGAAUUCCAAUCAAAUCAGUACAAAAUCACCGGAUGUUCUUGGAAACAAUCCGAAGCUGAGCUUUCAGCCGAAAAACGUUCAGAAAACGCCGACGCUUCCCCGGGGAAACGCCAACAAGACAGCGUCCACGCCGACGAAGCCAUCGAGCGUUGGAUCUAAAGGAACUAGUCUCCCUUUGGAGAAGAAGAAGUCUCCUUCGGCCAGCAAUAACGUUAACGUUACUAAAUCCAUAUCCACGAAGGAGCCAAUCACGAAAAGCUCGUUGUCGAAAACGAAUCAGAAAACAGAGACGAAGACUGGGGACGUGGGAACGAAGACGAACCCCGUGCAAAGGGCAGCUAGUAGCAAAUCGAACGUGGCAUCUUUGCAGCAAAAGUUUGAAGCCAACAAAAACGUGAACGCGUCGAGGACGAUACCGAGUGUGCACAAAAAGACAGUCGGGAAAACAGCGGAAACUGUUGGUGUCAAAAAGUGACUGUAGAACAACUAGACGAAAGGAGGAUAUCUACUUGCAAUAUUCUAGUCUAUCGGUUCGAUGAAUUUUAUUGUAUUAGACCCGGUGCGAGCGAGUUUUUUAAUCAUGGAUUUCGAGAGCUGUAAACCGUCUUUAUAGAGGUAUUUGACACGUUGAUUGCCACGAUUGGUUAUUAUCGGAUUUGCGUCAAGAGAGUCUAAUUUUAAACACGGCGAUCAACUUCCGAACUCUUUUCAUUAUCGAAAUAAAUAUUGCUUGCGAAACUUUCGAGAAAUCAAUUAGCGAUUAUCGCGCGACGUAGAGAAGGGUUAAAGACUGUACGAAAAAAGAAGGCAGUUAUAAUAGUACAAUGAUCGAUCCGACGAGAAGAGCGAAUGGAUCGAUUGAUCGAAGGAUAUGCGAACGUAACCCGUAUUCACUGUCAGAACACUAAAGCUAGGUUGUAUUACGGUCAUAUAUUACUGGCCGUGUGUAAAUAGUAGUUACUUAAAAAUAUAUAUACGAAUAUUUUUUGUAGAGAUCAUUCAUUAUCACGUAACGUACGCGAGAUGUUCGCAAUCGUCAGACUAUUUCUCUUAUGAGGAUUUUUUUGUAAAAUGAGACGAGGUAACGAGCAGCAAUUAUUUUCAAAGAUUUCGCUCGAAAUUUCUUAAACUCUGUGAUAUAACGUGUAACGAAAGGUGUGUGACACAGGCACGUCGUACGUUAUUGUAAGUAGCCGAGAAUAGACGCGACCAAAUCUAUCAUUUUAUAUCAUAUCUCGUGAAAGAAAUCAAGAGGAAAAGAUGCUAAACGAAGUCUAAAAAAUAACAAUUUCCAAAGACUAAGCGUGUUACGGUUCACAGUAUGUUAUGUUCGAUGAGUGCGAUCGUAUGAGUACCAUUGUGAUUUAAACGCGAAUCAAAAUUCUGAAAACGCGAUUAAGUUUAAGGGAGCUUAAGCGUAUCGUAGUGUUGGGUAGAAUCGAAAAAAGAAAAAAAAACAAAUGCGUUCCAUUCGAAGUGAUAAACUUCUUCUGUAACAGAACACGCUAGAAGUACAACGUUAGAGAUAUUUUUGCUUAAAUCACGCGACUUUUCAAUUUUUCGCACGACAAACACGAAUCUUUGGCGUCGUUGAACACGUGCAAAGACUAACAGGAAGGAAAAGAAAUCGAAAAACAAGAAAAGAAAGAUAUUUAUUUGACUGACCGAUGUAAAUAUGUUUAUAACGUGAAUAGUUGUAAGUAACAUUUUUGUACAAUGUACCUCUUCGUGCUCGCUAAGUGGUCGUUCGCGAAACGACGUUGUUUAGCUUAUUAAAGAACGAUAUCUCGUUCGAUCUGUCGUUACACGUGUAAGAUUCGCCUGUACCAAAACGAAAGAAAAAAGAAAAAAAAAGAGAAAACGAAAAGGUUUUAUUGAACGGUACAGUUGUAAGGUAAUAUUUGAUGCAUUUAUUAUUUUAGCAAAGUGAUCUUUCGCGUUGUGCAUUUCUCGUAUACGCUUGUUCGCGAUCAUAUUUUUUCAUUUAUAUUAUAGUUCCUAUAUUGUAUAUACGUGCACAGAUGUUUCGAUCCGUUGAGACUUUUUCAGAGGCAGCAACGUUAAGUUCAAUAAAGCUUUUCGAGCAAUUUAUCCCUGUUAAUCGCGUAUCGUUUUGUAGUGAUCGUAGCUUCUCGCUUCCAUUUUCUUUCCACGCGACGACGACGUUGUACGUGUCGUCCUCGGUGUAAAGACAAUCAGACAUUUUUGAAAAUAAGAUGCGCUUCGAAGGAAACCUUGGCAAUAACAGAUCGAUCAAAAUCGCAAAUCCUUCAUUUCUCUGUUAACACGAUUCAGUUGUGUUACGUCACGAAGCGUGGCUACCAAUUAACUGUAAUUAACAUGUACGGACUCAGGAAAGUAAUCGAACAUCGUUAGGCUUGAAGUUCAAAUGCAGUGCAGAAUAAUUUCUAUGAAAAACUUCGAACAUAAUAGCGUUUGAAUAUUUUCGUGAGCCUGUGUACGUACACGAUUGCAUUAUACGUUCGAUACCAAAGAUAAAUUAUAUUUUUAAAUUAACCCUUUCAUAACUAAAAACCCCAGAGACGGAACGAAAUGGCAAUCGUGGAACAGAUCACCCAUACGCUCAUCUGGGUGAAAUAUGUAUACGCGUAGUAAUAUGCAAGUUAAUUGGUUGUUUGUAACGAUAAUGUUUAAAAAAAUAUUUCCUCCACGGCCUCUACACACCACCACGAAUGUAUUUAGGGCUGAAAGGGUUAAAGGGUCAAGAUGUACGCCACCGUUAACUUAACACUUAAACAUUGCCCCGUAACUUGUACAUUUCUCGAUGCAUUAGUAACGUAACAAUAAAUUCUUUAUUCCA
Molecule: messenger RNA, 7414 nt
Organism: Megachile rotundata (alfalfa leafcutting bee)
Lineage: Eukaryota; Metazoa; Arthropoda; Insecta; Hymenoptera; Megachilidae
Gene: Meltrin
Product: disintegrin and metalloproteinase domain-containing protein meltrin
Biological process (GO): membrane protein ectodomain proteolysis
Molecular function (GO): metalloendopeptidase activity
Source: RefSeq, a predicted model, not a curated record